Molecule: messenger RNA, 2902 nt
Organism: Astyanax mexicanus (Mexican tetra)
Lineage: Eukaryota; Metazoa; Chordata; Actinopteri; Characiformes; Acestrorhamphidae
Gene: cd68
Product: CD68 molecule
Exons: 6
Coding region: 120-1172 (350 amino acids)
Cellular component (GO): membrane
Source: RefSeq, a predicted model, not a curated record
GUCUGCACUUCCUUUACUCUUCAGUUUCGUUUCUGUCGCGGCAGACUUCAGGAGCUCCAGCCUGCCUCACCCUCAGACCAGGAGUUACUGCAGAGGAGACUGAACACUGACUGAGGACCAUGGCUGUGACAAGGAACCGAGCGGUCAGCUUUCUGGUGGCCACCUUUCUUCUGGCUGCAGCACUCACUUUAGCUCAGGAAAAUAAGCGUCCUGUUGCCACUAUCGUGCCCCCUGGUAAAUUUGAUAAGCCUAUUACAACCCCCCAUGCAACAACCCACGCCCCCACUAAUACAACAACCACCCAUGCAACAACCACCACUAAUACAACAACCCCCGCCCACACUAAUACAACAACCACCCACACAACAACCACCACUAAUACAACAACCCACGCCCCCACUAAUACAACAACCACCCACACAACAACCACCACUAAUACAACAACCCACGCCCCCACUAAUACAACAACCACCCACACAACAACCACCACUAAUACAACAACCCACGCCCCCACUAAUACAACAACCACCCACGCAACAACCACUCCUCUACCUGGACCGACAAAGUCAACCACUCUCACCCUGGGCAACUACAACAUUAGUGAAGGAUCCCUCCUGUGCAUUGUGCUCAAGGCUGCAAUUCAGAUCCACGUGAACAACUCUAAGGGGAAUGGCACUUUUAUCGUUCAGCCAAGUAUGACUACAUCCUACGGGCAGUGUCAAAAUGACAAAACUGGCAAACUGGGACUUUCUUUCAAUGAGGGAGUCAUCGUCUUAAAUUUCGUGAAGAAUGAGACCACAAAGACUGUCUAUGCUAACUCUGUGGCUGUCAACUUGACCUACGCCUUCACUUCUGGAGUCAGGACCACUAUUAGUAACGUGAAUGGAUCAACGCAGGUUUUCACUAUGAGUGCGAGUCACUCCUACUCCUGCAAGUCGGAGAUGGUGUAUAUGGGUAAUGGCGUCAAUCUGGAGUUCAGCCAGGAGAGGCUGCAGGCAUUCGACUUUGGCAAAGAUGGACAGUUCGGCCCAAUUGACCUGUGCAAGGCUGACCAGCCGAACUACAGCGUGGCCAUUGCUGUAGGCAUAGUCCUAAUCGUCCUCAUCGUCAUCGUGGUCAUCGCUUACAUCAUCAGCAGGAGAAAGAGAACAGAUGGGUACCAGACUCUCUGAAACGCUCCACCAGUUCACAAAGGCAUACACCUCUGUCUUUAGUGCCAUUUAAAACAAGCAAUUUUACAUUUACAUGUGUUUAUGAAUUUGAACUCCAGAACAGGAUAGAAAAGGGAUUUUUUUUUUUUUGUUUGGUAAAACCUGAUCUGUGAAAACUGACGACCUUUAAUUCAGGCACCAAACACUGCUGCUUUUAUGGCAGAUACAGUUUGUACUUAACUUAAAAUUGUGCAAUCAUGUUAUGUGGUACAAAGCGUAGAUUGUAAUGCAAAAAGUGCUUUCAGUUCUCCUGUGGCAAAUCACAAAGGGAUUUUUUUGUGCUUUCUUUGCUUAAGUGUUUUUAUGCCUUUGUAGGUUUUAUGGCACUGUUUUGUUUUUCAUUAGCAGUGUUGUCUGAAUUCCCCCUUUAUGACUAGGCCCAGUAUAAUUUAACAGAAUAAUUUGGUAAUGAAGCUAAAAUUCCAAUGAGGAAUAGCCUACUGCUUUACUGACAGCUUAAAAAUAUAAUCUCUUUUUGAUUUUCAGCUUUUUAAGUUUGGCAGAAUGUGACAGUUGUUCUUUAUAUUUGGAUAAAAAAAUACAUGAUGAAAAGGCCAAUUGGAGUGCUCCCAAAGUAUAUAUAUUUAUUGUAUAUAAUUGUAAAAAAUCACUUAUAAUCUAUAAUCAACUGCACUAUAUAUUUGAAUACCUACACAUAAAAUAUAGUAUUUUAGAUUAUAUGAAACAUUUUAUUUUCAUCCAUAUCCAAAUUGUUAACGGUGUUAAUGUUUUUGGCACUCAAAUAGUGUUUUGCAGAAAGAUGCUUUUUGAAUUUAUUUUACAUGUAAACAAAGCAAAAGUGAUUUAAUGUACAUUUUAGUGUAAGAAGGGUUGUGAAAUGUUUCUUUAUAAAAACUUGAAUUGGUAUAAGAGCUUUAUAUUAUAUAAAGACUCUUUAAAGUGUCAACAGUCUACUUUUUACACAGUGUGUAGACAGUUUUGAUGCAGUAAAAAUCUGGACUGGCUGGGAUUCCUUUGAGAACCAUUAGUUUAGGGAAUCCAGUAUUAUCACUCCACAGAGACAUUUUAGAACCUUUAUUUUAAGAGUGUAAUUCAUAGACAUACAGAUAUACAGUCAUUUGGGUGGAGGGUUUUUUUUUUUUUUUCUUUAAGACUGUUUCUUUAGUCAGUUGAGCAUUUUACAUUUAUGUGAUGCACUGUAUCUUUAGCAUUUAAAUUUGAUCUUUAUGUUCUACAAAAUAUGGCAUUUUAUGUAUAGCUUAAUUUUCUUUUUUUUUUUUACUCUGGUCCAUCAAGGAAACAUUUUAAGCACUGGCCAGUUUGUAGAUUCCACUAACUUUUUAAACAUUCCUCACUGUCUAAAAAAAAAAAAAACUUGGACUUCACAAUUGAGGCACGAUAAAAGUAACCCAAUAUAAGUUGAUGUAUCAAGAUUUUGUCUCUUAAGUAUUUUAAAAGCGUUUGUGUUUGUGCUGUCAUAUGAAAUGCUAUGUCAGUUUAAAAGGUAGAUGGCAGCUCAAUAUGAUAUAGACAGUUCAAAACAAUGGAAAACAAUGGAAAUAUAUGUUUUAAUGGACAGUGAGGAUGUAUUUUCAGGGCCUUUAGUAGCACUGUUUCUCCUGAACAUCAUCUUGCAUAAGGGACCUUUUAAUGAAAAAAUGGAAAGUUAUAAAGGGAAUAUAACACAAACAUGAUUUUGUUUUGUGGCCUAAUAAAUAUCUUUAAAAACA